AUGAAAUCCUGGAUCAAACGAACCCUUUGGGCUGUCUUUGGCGCUUCCAUUGCGUUGGGAGGCUUAACGGCUUGUUCCAGCGGCCAGCACCAUCGCGGCCCCAUGAGUGCAGAAAAGCUUGCCGAAGUGCGCGGCAAGAUGGUGGACCGGGUUAGCAAAAAGCUCGACCUGAACGAAGCCCAGAAAGCAAAACUCAUCACCCUGGCGGACCAACUGGAAGCGCAGCGCACGGCGUUUGUCGGUAAGACGACCGAUCCGCGUGCGGAAGUGCAGGCCAUUGUGUCCGGCGUCAAGUUUGAUAGAGCACGAGCACAGACGCUUAUGGAAGAGAAGACACGCGCGAUCCAAGCCCACAGCCCGGAGGUGAUCAACGCGCUUGCAGACUUUUACGACAGCUUGAACGCAGACCAGCAGCAGCAGGUGCGCGACUUCAUGCAGCGUCGCAAGGGCUGGGCGGUUCGUAGCUGA
Molecule: messenger RNA, 468 nt
Organism: Ostertagia ostertagi
Lineage: Eukaryota; Metazoa; Nematoda; Chromadorea; Rhabditida; Trichostrongylidae
Source: the annotation of a GenBank genome assembly